This is a messenger RNA of Penicillium macrosclerotiorum, 882 nucleotides long. RefSeq lists its product as uncharacterized. The coding region runs from base 1 to 882 and encodes 293 amino acids. NCBI's taxonomy places the organism in Eukaryota, Fungi, Ascomycota, Eurotiomycetes, Eurotiales, Aspergillaceae. The transcript has a single exon. The record is from RefSeq and is a predicted model, not a curated record.
AUGUGGUCGGGAUAUGGACCUGGCCUGUUCCUGUAUGACUGUUCCUCCGGGCCAGGCAAAAUGAAGUUCCUCUCCCAAUCAAAUUUGAAGAACUUCAGUAGGACCAUCUAUCAACCUUCGCCCAACAUCAAGAAGCCCAUCACAAAACUGAUUACAAGGCUACACAAAUCACGGCGAACUGCGACCCCAGAGCCUCGAUUUGGGGUUGCUUAUUUUGUGAUCGAAAACGAACACGAACCCCACACGUACUGCGUCGAGGGCCCGGGCCUCGUGUACCAUGUGGUCUCCGGUCGGUUAAAGGAAGUGUCGGUGUCUUUAUUCCACGGCCCAGACGCCCAGUGGCCUCAUAUCGGGGGAUGUGCUCCGGGGCCAUAUUCCUCAACCAUUACCAUCAGGUUUUCCAAACACGAGCAGGCGGACCAUCAAACAAAAACCAUCUUCACCUACCCCGAAACCAAUGUGGAAAUGGACAAAUGGGACCACGCCUUCACAAUGCCUAUCGAUGACAGCACGCGAAGUUUUGUUUGGAAAAAAUCCCACUCAGGUUGGAAUAGAGAGCUCGAGCUGUGGGAUAACACAAGCCUGGCAGGGGAGUUGGUGGCCUAUUUUGAAGGCGGCCAGCCAAAAUGCACUGAAUCCUUGCAUGCAAAUCCAUCCGGUGGCAUCCAGGAGAGCUGCACGGAAGGCAAGUGUGAAAAUAAACUCUACAUCUUAAACAAGUAUAAAUAUCAUACAGCACUCCGACUUGUCGCGCUUAUGACCUAUUUUGCUGCGCAAAAUUUGCUUUGUAUUGUUAAGCGACAACAAGAGGAAUAUGAACGUGGGAUCAAAGCUGGCAAUGGCCUCAUGAGCACAAUCAACGAACACGAUGUGUUCGGAUAA